Nomia melanderi (Alkali bee) is the source of this 912-nucleotide messenger RNA. Its product is annotated as (3R)-3-hydroxyacyl-CoA dehydrogenase. Gene Ontology annotation, biological process: fatty acid biosynthetic process. The record is from RefSeq and is a predicted model, not a curated record. NCBI's taxonomy places the organism in Eukaryota, Metazoa, Arthropoda, Insecta, Hymenoptera, Halictidae. Gene Ontology annotation, molecular function: oxidoreductase activity, acting on the CH-OH group of donors, NAD or NADP as acceptor; quinone binding.
AAGAAUGACCCUUAUCGAAACUUGUUUUUUCCGAUAAAUUACAAUUAUGCCUCUCCUUACGUAACGAACUUUAAAAAAUUCGACUUUGCACCCUUCAGUUUUCGAUAAGCAUUGAAAAUGGUUGCUGGUAAAAUAGCUUUCGUAACAGGUGCCGGUAGUGGCAUAGGGAGAGAAGUUUGUAAAAUCUUAGCAAACCGGGGGGCCAAAAUUAUUGCUGCCGACCGGAAUGUACAAUCUGCUGAAGAAACUAUUCAGUCUUUGAAUGAUAUUAAACAACAUCUGGCUGUACAUUUGGAAGUUUCAAGUGUAGCCAGUAUUAAGGAAGCAUUUGAGAAUGCGAAGGCUAAAUAUAGUAAACCACCUACUAUCAUAGUGAAUUCUGCAGGCAUCACUCGUGAUCAGUUUAUCCUGAAACUUACCGAGGAAGCCUUUGACCAAGUAAUCGAUGUGAAUUUGAAGGGAACUUUUUUGGUUAUGAAGACUGCAGUUGAACAAAUAGUUGAAGCUCAAAUAAGUGAGGGAGGCUCAAUUGUUAAUGUGAGCUCUAUUCUUGGUAAUACAGGAAAUAUGGGUCAAGCUAAUUAUACUGCAUCAAAAGCCGGUGUUGUAGCUGUUACUAAAACUGCUGCAUAUGAAUUUGGAAAAUAUGGAAUUCGCGUGAAUGCAGUGUUACCAGGUUUUAUAGAAACUCCUAUGACAAUGCCAGUUCCUGACAAAGUAAGACAAGGUUUUCUGGAUAGAAUACCUCUCCAUAGAAUGGGAAUGCCGGAAGAAGUGGCUGAAGUUAUAGCAUUUUUAGCAUCAAGCAAAAGUUCCUAUAUCAAUGGUGCACCUAUACCAAUUACAGGGGGAUUGCAAUAAAAAUAUAUUUUUUACAUAUAUAUACAUAUAUAUAUAUUUUUAUAAUUAACC